Messenger RNA from Adineta steineri, 3861 nucleotides. The record is from the annotation of a GenBank genome assembly. NCBI's taxonomy places the organism in Eukaryota, Metazoa, Rotifera, Eurotatoria, Adinetida, Adinetidae.
AUGAUACGCAAUUUAGUGAAACUUAUACGGCAAAAAUUUCUUGAAUUGAAUUUAUACAAAAAACAUUCAAGCAAUGAACAUACUCUUGAAAAAGAACUUCUUGCUACUCGUAUUUAUUUGAUUGGAUUCAUUGUAUGUUUAUCUAUUAUUACUAUUACUGUUGCACUUAUCGUUCGACCUGUGGACAAAAUUGAAUAUAAACCUUCACAUGAGAAGUUUUCACAAUUAAUUCGUAAGUAUCCGAAUACUCUUCGUUGUCCAUGUUCAAAACCUUCAACAACCUAUGACAAAUUCGUCACUAGUGAAGUUAAUUUUCAUCAAGUUUGUUCAAGUGAAUUUAUUCAACAAGCAUGGAUUGAGAAAAUAUUUACACAGAAAAAUAUUUCAAUCGAAUCUAUCGAUGAUGUUCGUACUACUCUUAGUUUUUUUUGGCAAACAAUUGCUGGUUUAUGUAUGGCAAGUAAUAAAAGUUGGAAUACUGUUCUUGAAAAUUUUGAAUCUACAAGUUUAAUCACUCCUAUGGCAAUUGCUGAACAAGUUAUUCGAACUCAAGCUGAACACGCUCUUCGAUAUCAAAUAGAUCUAUCGAAAACAACAUCAGUUCGUAAUUUACUCGCUCUUCAACGUAUAAUACGUGGAGAUCAAAUUGUAUCAGCUUUACAAACAAAUUUCUAUUUACGUUAUCAACCAGCAGAUUUAGAUCGAUCAAAACCUCCAAAAAUGGCAGCUCGAAUGUUUGGUAAUUGUACUUGUUUAAAUAUUGAAGGUUGUCCACGAUCUGCUACAUUUAAUGAUAGUUAUGGUCAUUUAAUUAAUAUACCAGGAAUGAUAGUAGAUUGUUUAAUUGUUGAUGGUACACUUAAUUCAACACUUGAAUGUUAUUAUAAUCAAUCAUGUAUUUCAAUGUUACAUGGACAAUCAUCGAUGUAUAUUCAACCAUUAUCAAAUAAUUCGAACAAAAAUUUUUCUAUGUAUUCAACAGUACAAUCAAUCUUCAAUAAAUCAAUGAUAGAUGAAACAAUAACUGAAAUUCGAUUUGAUAAAUAUUUUUUGGAAUGUAAUUGUCCUUUUUGCUCAUAUUCAUAUACAAGACGUUUUGAUAUGUUUUUUAUUUUCACGGCUGUUACUGGCUCUAUUGGUAUAUUAUCAUUCAUCAUACGACACAUUGCAUCUUUUGUUGCAACAAAGAUUUUACGUCGAAAAAAUCGAAUUUUACCAAUGGAAAAUGUGUCAACUAUAACGUCUAUGGAACAGAAUCAAAAGCAACGUAUACAACUUCGCAUUCGACUUUUAUUAAUUAAAUUAUGGCAAGCAAUAAUAUCUUUAAAUCUUUUUGAAAAAGAAACACAUCGUACACCUAUUAACAUUUAUCGAGAACAACUUUUAACAAGAUUUUUCAUCUUUUUCAUUGUUAGUUUAUCAAUUGCUGCUGGAGUAUACACCUAUGCUGUACAGCAAAAUCAAGAGAUAACAAUUCUGAAUCCAUCUCUUGAUACUUAUGAACAAUUGUAUAAGGAUCAUCCAACCACAUUAUAUUGUCCUUGUUCAGAAAUAUCCAUUCUCAAUCAAGUUUUUCUUAAUGUAACAUUUGAAUUACAUCAAGUCUGUUCAAGUGAUUUGGUUUCAUUAGAAUGGUUAUAUUAUCUAAUAUCUUUUGAUCCGACUGAUCUGCCGCCACCCAAGUUUCGCUUCCCAUUAACUGAAGAUUUUCGUGAAAUGGGUGCUUCUUAUUUUCAACUUUUAGCUGCUUUUUGUUCAUUAGCUGAAAUGAACAUUGCAGAUGCACAGCAUGUAUUUAUUAAUACUGAAUUUAUUAAUGAUCGUGUUCCUUCUGAAUCACGUUUUACUCAACAAACUGAAGCUAUGAUGACUUCAUUUAUUCGCACAACUAACUAUGAUUUUGUACAAACAUUUAAUUGGAUGAAACUUAUUUUUCUUUUUAGUCGUCUUUACAAUGGAUUGAAUACAAAUGUUGAUAUAACUAUAAAUAAUAAUAAUCAAGUGACUGCUAAUUUUCGUGGAUAUACUUUAGUAAAUUCCAUAUCAGGCACGACUAUAGCCGGUCAGUACUCCUGCACUUGUGGAUUACGUCCUGAGUUCUGCCAUAUAAUCCCUACAUUUUAUGAAAAUACAACAUAUCUUGACUUUACUGAUGCAUUUAUUAAUACAUAUUUAUUAUACAAAGUAUUAUAUCUUGGCUGUUCACCUUUAAGUGGGUUCCUCAUGUCAAGAACGAAAUGGUGGUACGAUAUCACAUAUAUGAAACGUAUUCAAGAAACUUAUUCCAUGAUUAUUUAUAGUCGACCUUCACCAGAUAUCAAACCUCUUAAUCAAUCUAUAUCGACUCGAUUUGAUAAUCCCGAAACGCGAGAGUUACUUGGUGAAAUGCUAUUCGAAAACGCAACCAAAAAUGCAUCCUUCGAUAGAUUUUAUAACGCAUGUAAACCUAGUUCUUGCUCAUAUACCGUUGUUCAACGUCGCAGUUAUAUCGUGGUAUUAUUUCUUCUUAUUUCGAUUUGCAGUGGUUUGAACAAAGGUCUUCAACUGCUUGUUCCACUAAUUGGAGCAUCUCCAAUUAGUGUUCGUUUUAGAAACUCUCCAAGUAUUAUCUAUCGUAAAAUUAAAAAUUUCAACAUCUACGAAACAGAAUCAAAUGAUAACAACACUCAUAUUCGUCAACAACAAAUCUAUACAAGAGUUUAUCUGUUUCUUUACAUAAUUUUACUCAGUAUUGUACUCUUUUAUACAGUUCUGAUCGAACGUCGUAUUAGUAAAACACAAGACUUACAUUCGAUUGGUGAUCAUGAAAAAUUACUAAGCCUCUAUUCAAAUGAUAUCAGUUGUCCAUGCACAUAUACAUCAAUUGCUUAUGAUGAAUUUAUCACUGAACUAAAAGUCAAUUCAUCUCAUGAAGCAUGUGGUUAUUACCGGCUGCGCCGGAUAACGGCAAUGAGUGUAAUAGAACAUGGAGGUAGUGGAACGUCGAUCUACGAUAAAGAAUACUCACGUUCGGUGCUAUCUUUCGUAGAAUCCUUGGAGCAACUUUGUUCUUUGGCAGAAGACAAUGUUAACAAUAAUAUUGACGCAUUUCUUGCCUCAACUUUGUUUACUAAUCAACUAAUGUCUCGUAGUCUAUUUAACACUGAAAUGGAUGAAAUACUAACUCAAUUCAAAAAUAAAACAAAAACUACAUUUGCGCAUAUGUUAGACCUUAUUCGUUCAACUAUCCAAGGAAAUGCUUUACUACAUGUAUCGUCACAAGCUUGGAGUUUAGUUAAAGUUAAAACAAACAAUGGAAGCAAUAUUAAUUUUCUUACUGUAUCUCUUACACUCAACAAUACACAAGAGAAUAUAAGUUGUUUGUGCAGCAUUUUACAAACAUGUCGAAUACCACGACAAGUAAAUAUAGAAGAUCGUGGUUUGAUUACUAUUGACGGUAUGGUCAUUGGUUGUCACCAACUUGAAACAUUACUUCUCUCGUCUUUGGCUUGUUUCUAUUCUCUGCAAUGCAUUAACGACCUUCGAGCUAAUCUUGGGGAACUAAUUCCAAUAAUGAAACAGUUUGAAGGAUUAAAUGCAUCCACAACACGAUUCUCUGUGAAUGAUACUAUUGAGAAAAUAGCAUAUGAAAUGUUUAUCGAAUCAUGGUCCAAUAAUACGUCGUAUGAAACAUAUUUUAAUAGUUGCUCUCCAAGUUAUUGUAUUUAUACAUAUUAUCAAAAAUCUAAUGCAUUAGAAAUAUUAACAACAUUUUUAAGUGCAUAUGGUAGUUUAUCAAUUGCCGUUUACUUUAUCGUACCUUAUCUUGUUAAAUUAAUUAAAAAAAUUUUAAUUUGCUUUCGAAUUACUCAACAACAAUGA